CAAGCUUGACCGUUGCAAUUGUUCAUAAGCUCCGAAUUGGGCCUUGACGAGAAGGAAAAAAAAGCUCAGUUGAGCUUCACUUUUCUACUCCGAAAGCGAAAGCGAACAAUGGCAUCUUUUGCGACGGCCACCCGUCUAUCGACACGGCUCGCAAGCCGACGGGUUGCCCAGGAUGCCGCAACUCGAGGUUUUCGCACAUCCGCUGCUUCGUUCGCGGCGCAAAACUUCACUAUGCCCGCCCUAUCGCCGACCAUGACUGAAGGAAAUAUCGCAAGCUGGAAGCUCAAAGAGGGAGAUUCGUUUUCCGCCGGCGAUGUUCUGCUCGAGAUUGAAACCGAUAAGGCGACUAUGGACGUUGAGGCGCAAGACGAUGGAAUUUUAUUUAAAAUAAUGCAAGGCGACGGAAGCAAAAAUGUCCAGGUUGGCAGUCGAAUUGGCGUCGUUGCCGAAUCAGGAGACGACCUUAGCACAUUAGAAAUUCCCGCCGACGAGAAGCCCGCACAGAAAGAAGCCAAGAAGGAGGAACCGUCGCCGCAACAGGCCUCUCAGGGAGGUGCACCUGAGAAACAAGCUAGUGGACCCAAGAAGACUGGCCAGAAGGCACCUCCGCAGAAAUACCCUCUCUACCCGUCGGUCGAGCACUUAAUAAAGGAGCACAAGUUAGAUGAGUCGGUUGUCAGCGAGAUAAUGCCCACCGGCCCUGCUGGACGACUGCUCAAGGGCGAUGUGCUCGCCUAUCUCGGUAGCGUGUCUUCUAGCAGGCCAGAAGAGAUCAAGGCGCGCUUUGACCAUAACUCGCACCUCGAUCUCUCCAACAUCAAGAUCGCCGCUCCUAAAGAGGCACCGAAGAAGGCGGAGAAGGCUGCAGCGCCAGAAGCCCCUAUUCCGGAAGACUUGGUCGUAUCAUUACCUAUACUUCUAAAGUCGGUGAUACAAGCACAGAAAAAGGUCGAGGACACAUUCGACACCUUCAUUCCACUGUCCGUUUUCGUUGAGAGGGCCGCGGAAAUAGCCAACGAUAACCUACCAUUGCCGGCAAAUUACAAGCCAACGGCUGACGAGCUCUUCAACGAUGUUUUAGGGUUAAGUAAAGUGGGUAAGAAAGGGUCUCGAGGCCACUACAACCCACAAAUUACUGCCGUGCCAUCGCCGUCCUUCACCGGCGUCGCGCCCAAGCCGAAAUCCAAGGUCGACAUUAUCGAUUUCCUAGCAGGCCCAGCGAAGCCGACGCCAAAAGCGCCGAAGACAAGUUCUCCCCUUAAUGUUAACGGUAGCUUCAGCUCGCUCAGUCUCACCGUGCCGAAGUCCGAGGAAUUAAGAGCCAAGGCAUUUCUACAAAAAGUAAAGGCCGUGCUGGAAGCAAAUCCAGGAAGCCUUGUCUUAUGAGAAAAAGAAAAAUCGAGGGAAUAGAACAUUGUAACUAUAGAGCCUGUAAUGUUGACAUGGAAGCAGUGAUAGACGAUAUUAUUAGCAAUUGUUUAAACAUUGUACAGAUGUGUUCUACUUAUGGAUAGUGCAAUAUAUAUGGACGAAGGAAAAUUUAUCCCCGUUCCGCUGCUUCAGUUCAGCGAAGCUAUCAUUCA
This is a messenger RNA of Annulohypoxylon truncatum, 1583 nucleotides long. Its product is annotated as pyruvate dehydrogenase protein x component. Gene Ontology annotation, molecular function: dihydrolipoyllysine-residue acetyltransferase activity. Bases 109 to 1386 code for a protein of 425 amino acids. The transcript has 2 exons. Gene Ontology annotation, biological process: pyruvate decarboxylation to acetyl-CoA. NCBI's taxonomy places the organism in Eukaryota, Fungi, Ascomycota, Sordariomycetes, Xylariales, Hypoxylaceae. Gene Ontology annotation, cellular component: pyruvate dehydrogenase complex. The record is from RefSeq and is a predicted model, not a curated record.